This is a messenger RNA of Gastrolobium bilobum, 1621 nucleotides long. Its product is annotated as probable L-ascorbate peroxidase 6, chloroplastic/mitochondrial. Gene Ontology annotation, molecular function: heme binding; peroxidase activity. Gene Ontology annotation, biological process: response to reactive oxygen species; hydrogen peroxide catabolic process; cellular response to oxidative stress. The transcript is spliced from 12 exons. The record is from RefSeq and is a predicted model, not a curated record. Lineage: Eukaryota; Viridiplantae; Streptophyta; Magnoliopsida; Fabales; Fabaceae. Bases 131 to 1330 code for a protein of 399 amino acids.
AAAAAAGCAUGUAGAGCGUUAUUUCCGGAACACAAGUAGAGUUGUAAUUGUAAGUGUGGCAGAUCAUCAUCCAAAAGACAAGGAGAGGAAACGAAAUAAAUAUUUAAAUAAAAAUAUUAAAUUCAACUAAAUGGCAGAGCGUGUGUUACUCACUCCUUCACUGCCUUUACCAUCUCAACCGUCUCUAACCAAAAUGGCUGCAUUGGGUGGCGCCGCCGCCGCUCGCAUGAUCCCCUCCGCUACCAGAGCCUCCCUCUCACUCUCCUCCUCUUCCCGUUCGCUUUUCUCGUGCUCAUCGAAAUCUUCCUCUUUCUCUUCUGGUUCUGAUUCCAAGCUCGAUUGCUUGCUGUCCUCUCCUCGCAUUUCUCACCUGUUUCUCAAUCAGCGAAGAGCAGAGGUUCGUGUUUCGAGAGGAGGAUACGGAACAGUGUCUGCGCCGAAUUCCUUUGCGUCUGAUCCUGAUCAGCUGAAGAACGCUAGGGAAGACAUCAAGGAGCUUCUCAGGACCAAGUUCUGUCAUCCUCUUCUGAUUCGUUUGGGAUGGCAUGAUGCUGGUACUUACAAUAAGAAUAUUGAGGAGUGGCCACAGAGAGGUGGAGCUAAUGGUAGCUUAAGAUAUGAAGUUGAGCUGAAACAUGCAGCCAAUGCUGGACUUGUAAAUGCAUUGAAACUUCUUCAGCCAAUCAAAGACAAAUACUCUAGUGUAACAUAUGCAGACUUAUUUCAGUUGGCUGGUGCUACAGCUGUGGAGGAAGCUGGAGGCCCAAAAAUUCCUAUGAUAUAUGGAAGAGUGGAUGUCUCUGGACCUGAACAAUGCCCUGAGGAAGGGAGACUUCCUGAUGCUGGCCCCCCUUCACCUGCUGAUCAUUUGCGUCAAGUUUUCUACCGAAUGGGUUUGAAUGACAAGGAAAUUGUUGCAUUAUCUGGUGCCCACACACUGGGGCGGUCUAGACCAGAUCGUAGUGGCUGGGGCAAGCCUGAAACUAAAUAUACGAAAGAUGGGCCGGGAGCACCUGGAGGACAAUCCUGGACAGUGCAAUGGUUGAAGUUUGACAACUCUUACUUCAAGGACAUCAAACAAAAGAAGGAUGAAGAUCUAUUGGUAUUGCCAACUGAUGCUGCUCUUUUUGAAGAUCCAUCCUUCAAGGUAUACGCUGAGAAAUAUGCUGAAGAUCAGGAAGCAUUCUUUAAAGAUUAUGCUGAAGCCCAUGCCAAACUUAGCAACCUUGGAGCCAAAUUUGAUCCUCCAGAGGGCAUUGUGAUAGAUGGUUCUCCAAAUGCCGGAGCAGAGAAGUUUCAAGCAGCCAAGUACUCCUCUGGAAAGGAGUAAAAACAAGUGUCAUGUUUUCUUGUGCCAGUAUCUUUUAGUAAUACAAGAAGAGCUAUUUUCAAAUCAUGUGAUUUCACAUGUAAAAUUUGGAAGUCUUAAAUGAAGAAGAAAGGAAUAAAAUUCAAUAGUGUGUCUAUUUGAAUUGCAGAGAGAGCUGUCUGAGGCUAUGAAGCAGAAGAUACGGGCUGAAUAUGAGGCGGUUGGCGGAAGCCCAGAUAAGCCUCUUCAGUCAAACUAUUUUCUAAAUAUCAUGAUUGUCGUUGCUGUUUUGGCACUUUUGACAUCACUGCU